CGCCUCUGCCGCUUCCCCUCAGCUGCGCGCGGGGUGUUUGAAGGAGCCGCGGUCGCGGCCGCCGCCCUCGACGAUGCCGAACUUCUGCGCCGCCCCCAACUGCACCCGCAAGAGCACCCAGAGCGACUUGGCCUUCUUCCGCUUCCCGCGGGACCCCGCCCGAUGUCAGCGGUGGGUGGAGAAUUGCCGAAGGGCUGAUCUGGAAGAUAAGACGCCAGACCAACUGAACAAGCAUUACAGACUGUGCGCAAAGCAUUUUGAAACGUCAAUGAUAUGUCGAAGCAGCCCCUACAGGACGGUUUUACGAGACAACGCCGUACCAACGAUAUUCGACCUCACGAGCCAUUUGAACAACCCUCACAGCAGGCACCGAAAAAGGAUUAAAGAGCUGAGUGAAGAAGAAAUAAGGACACUGAAGCAGCAAAAGAUUGAUGAAGCUUUUGAACAGGAAAAGACGAAUCAAGAAUCUGUUGACAAUGACAUCCAGAACCCGGCCUCUGACGAAGGAGCUGAUGAACCUGUAGAAGAUGACGUCCCUUUAACGCAAGAGGAGCGGGAGAACAAAGAUUACCUUAAAUCCUUAUUUGAAAUUUUAAUCCUGAUGGGGAGACAAAACAUCCCUUUGGAUGGUCACAACGCCGACGAGCUCCCUGAAGGCAUCUUCACUCCAGACAAUUUCCAAGCUCUCUUGGAGUUCAGGAUAAAUUCUGGUGAUGAGGUUUUGAGGAAGCGCUUUGAGACCACGGCCGUGAACUUGGCCUAUUGCUCAAAAGCCCAGCAGAAGCAAAUGCUGGAAAUCUGUGAAAGUUGUGUGCGGGAAGAAACACUCAGGGAAGUCAGGGACUCUCACUUUUUCUCCAUUGUCACGGAUGAGGUGGUGGACCUGGCCAGCGAGGAACACUUGCCGGUACUGGUGCGAUUUGUUGACGAGUCCCACAACCUGAGGGAAGAAUUCAUCGGGUUCUUACCGUAUGAGUCCGACCCUGAAAUCUUAGCUGUCAAGUUCCAUACGACUAUUACCGAAAAAUGGGGCUUAAAUAUGGAGUAUUGCCGGGGCCAAGCCUACAUCGUCUCCAGUGGGUUUGCUUCAAAAAUGAAGACCGUGGCUACAAGGAUCUUAGAGAAAUACCCGCAAGCUGUAUACACGCUCUCGUCCUCCUGUGCCUUGAACAUAUGGUUAGCCAAAUCAAUUCCCGUGUUGGGCAUUUCCAUCGCACUUGGGACGCUAGAGGAAGUUUGCUUGUUCUUCCAACAGUCCCCCCAGUUACUAGCCGAUUUGGACAACGUCAUCUCGCUCCUCUUUCAGAACAGCGAGGAGAAAGGGAACGAGCUGAAGGAAAUAGUCCGUUCCCAUUGGACAGGCCGCCAUGAUACCUUUGAGAUUGUAGUAGACCUCAUGCAGGCUCUGGUGCUGUGCUUGGACGGCAUCAACGACGCUUCCGUCCGGUGGAGCAGCACGAUCGCUGGACAGGCGUAUAUCCUUUCCACGGCCCUCGCAGAUUUUGACUUCGUUGUCACGGUUGUGAUCAUCAAGAACAUCCUCUCCUUCACGCGGGCCUUCGGCAAGAAUCUCCAGGGUCAAACGUCCGAUGUCUUCUUUGCGGCCAGCAGCUUAACGGCCGUGUUGCACUCCCUGAACGAGGUGAUGGAGAACAUCGAGGUUUACCAUGAAUUCUGGUUUGAGGAAGCCACCAACUUGGCCACCAAGCUGGACCUGCCCAUUAAGCUCCCCGGGAAGUUUUGUCGAGCCCAGCAAGGCAACCUGGACUCUGAAAUAACCCCGGAAAACUACUACAAAGAAGCACUUAGCAUUCCGACCGUGGAGCACAUAAUUCAGGAACUGAAAGACAUCUUCUCAGAGCAACACCUGAGAGCACUGAAGUGUUUGUCUUUGGUGCCUUCUGUCAUGGGGCAGCUCAAAUUUAAUACAUCUGAGGAGCAUCACGCCGACAUGUACAAAAACGACCUCACCAACCCAGAUACGUUGUCUGCGGAACUUCACUGCUGGCGAAUCAAGUGGAAACACAGAGGGAAAGACAUCGAACUCCCUACGACCAUUUAUGAAACACUCCAUUUGCCCGACAUCAAGUUUUUCCCGAACGUGUACGCCUUGCUCAAGGUUCUGUGCAUCCUCCCCGUGAUGAAGGUGGAGAACGAGAAAUUUGAAAUCGGCCGGAGACGCUUGAAGGCCUACCUAAAGAACACAUUGACUGAGCAGAGGUCGAGUAACCUUGCCUUGCUGAACGUAAACCUCGAUAUUAAACAUGACUUGGAUUUAAUGGUCGACACCUACAUCAAACUGUAUCCAGACAAAGUGGAAUUCCAGGAGGAGUUCCUUCCGCCUAACAGUUCAGAAGCGGCAGAAGAGACUUAACAGAGUACAAGAGGGGAUACUUCUAUUUCGGAUAUUUUGUGGGUUGUUUUUUUUUUCCUUUUUAAAAAGGGGAGGUUUUUUCAAAAACGGAGAAGAGUAAUUAAUUGCUGCAAGCGUCCUUGUGUUUUAGGCGUGUCUCUUCAAACAAGCCACGAGCAAUGGACCCAGCACAGUUUUUGUUUUGCUUGUUGAUCUGUUCUGGUUAAUUAUUUUGCAAACCUUAAACAGGAUACGGAAUGGCUGGCUGGGCAGGGGGCAGAAACAAAUAGAAGGCCGUAGUUUUUAAAUGACUAAUAUAUAUAAGGUGCCUGAACGCACACAACUACUCGAACCACUAGUGGAGAAAG
Messenger RNA from Elgaria multicarinata webbii, 2721 nucleotides. It is a transcript of the gene THAP12, whose product is annotated as THAP domain containing 12. The record is from RefSeq and is a predicted model, not a curated record. Gene Ontology annotation, molecular function: protein dimerization activity. Lineage: Eukaryota; Metazoa; Chordata; Lepidosauria; Squamata; Anguidae. The transcript is spliced from 5 exons. Bases 74 to 2374 code for a protein of 766 amino acids.